Messenger RNA from Mercenaria mercenaria, 1858 nucleotides. RefSeq lists its product as uncharacterized. Gene Ontology annotation, biological process: sterol biosynthetic process. Gene Ontology annotation, molecular function: sterol 24-C-methyltransferase activity. The transcript is spliced from 4 exons. Gene Ontology annotation, cellular component: endoplasmic reticulum. The record is from RefSeq and is a predicted model, not a curated record. Lineage: Eukaryota; Metazoa; Mollusca; Bivalvia; Venerida; Veneridae. Bases 206 to 835 code for a protein of 209 amino acids.
UAUCUUUUGAACUUCCUGUAUAAAGACGUUAAAGUCGCAUAUUUAUAUCAAUGUAAAUUACACCACAAUCAGUUCUGUGUUCUUUGUGCAAUAUUUGCUAACAUAGUUUUAUUAUAAUAAUGUGGAUUGUGCCUUCUCGUUCUACAGUGGAAUUAAGUAUCUCUCUCUCGUUCUCAUUAUAGUUCAGUUUCGAGCUGAAGCAAUCAUGAGACAUUUUAUAUCAAGGAACCUUAAAAAACCAAGCAGUGGCAUUGGAGGUGUUUUGGUCUCUAAAUUUUUUGUCAAGAAAAACAGAAUAUUUGAGGCAGCUGCUGCACACUUAUGCAACAUAGAACCAGAGCACCAGGUGCUUGAAGUAGGAUUUGGACCUGGGCUUGGUUUGAAAGAAGCAUUCAAAAAUGUGUCAAAGGGUUCAGGUGCUGUUCAUGGCAUUGACAUCUCACAGAAGAGUUUCAAUUUAGCAAACAAAAACUUAAAGCAGGAAAUAGGAACUGGAAAAAUCAAAUUACAUCUUGCUUCAGUGACAGAGAUUCCAUACGACUCGUGUACAUUUGACAGUAUAUUUCACUGUAAUUGUUAUUAUUUUUGGCCCAACAUGGAUGAUGCAGUCGCAGAAUUGCAUAGGGUCAUUAAACCAGAUAAAAUAAUGGUUGCAACCUUAUCGCAUACCGGAAUGAAAACGGUUCGGAAAAUUGGAUUUAUGCAAUACGGAAAUAUAGAUCCAGAGAGGUAUAUGACUUCUCUAGAAAAAAAUGGUUUCUACGACGUUGUUAUGAAAGAAAUUUCGUUCGAAGACAAGAAAGUUGAUGCGAUUAUCGCUAAAGCAAGAAAAUAAUUCUAAUUUGGAGCGAGCGUUAGAAAGCCUUCAUAUCCGUUUAGUCGCCAUAUGCCAUGUAAAAAUGUAGGAACAUUGGUAUUUUCAGAAUUUAAGGAAUGACUGAAGCUGAAAAUGACAUUUAACUAAGGUACUGUAUAUGAUGUGUUAAGAAUAUUUUUGAUAAUUAAUAUUGUGCAAGCCGUAAAAAGAAUUGAAUUUUGGGUCAGUAGAGUGAAUGUGAAGAUCAUGUUUACUAAAAAUAGAACAAAAACAUUUUCCACUCGAUAACUUAAGUCUCGAUUAAUGAAUUGAAAUUAAACUUGGCAUGUUAGUAGCUUAUAGAAAAAUCAAUGCCGGGAUUGCAUUUGGGGUCAGUAGGAUUAGAUCCAAGAAACUUGGAAAAAUUCCACCUUGGCGCAGUAAUCUAGAGCGUUGGGCCAAAUCUAUAUUUCGCACUGCGGAACGGAUUGGUUGCGCUUCAAAUCCGACAGUGCCUUACUGUUUUGUGAUAAAAUGGAUUAAAGUAAAAGGCACAAUUAUUAAAUCAGAUAUUUUUUUGCUGGAAUCGUCAUCAAAGUUUGGGAUCCGUUCCUUUCGUUCGGAAUGAGAUAUUAGAAUAAAAUUUAUAGCUUAUACAUGUACUAAAGCCUAGGGUGGGAUCUCGAGAUUUUUGGCGUCAAGGUCAAGGUCACUGAGAUUAAAAGUAGAAACAACAGUUUCCCAUGAAUAACUUUUGUUUGGAUUAAUUCAACUUAUAUAGGUAUAAAGGUAGCUUAUAGAAAAAGCAAUAUAUAAUGUUUUAAUUUUUAAGUGCGACGGACGAGUGGUGGUUCUUAUUUUGGUCCAGGCUUAACCUUUUUCCUUUUUUUUUUGGUAAAAAAGAACCAUUUAGAUACCAUAUAGUCAAGGUCCAAGGCACAGUCUCUAAAAAUUGAGUUUUUGACGGUAACUGGGCUCACUGUUACUGAAAACGAAUACAAUAUUACGGACUGAUUGAUUGAUUGACCUGUAUAUUGAAAAUAAAUAAAUAUUUCCAAUGUC